This is a messenger RNA of Penicillium cosmopolitanum, 474 nucleotides long. RefSeq lists its product as uncharacterized. The record is from RefSeq and is a predicted model, not a curated record. Lineage: Eukaryota; Fungi; Ascomycota; Eurotiomycetes; Eurotiales; Aspergillaceae. The transcript has a single exon. Bases 1 to 474 code for a protein of 157 amino acids.
AUGAAGCUGGAAGAGCAGCCAUUCAUCCAGGUCCGCAAUAUGGUCGAAAAUGCACGUCGACGUAAAACGACUUCUGGCCAGUUCGGCUUUCAUGAAAGCGUACUCCAGACUAAAGGACAAAUUCAAGCCGCUGUGCUGCUGCUCCGCUUAGACUUGGCUCUUCUGGGGGAUUUCAUUUUCAUGAAAAGCCGUGUACACUCUGUUCGGGAUCAGAGUGACUUGUUUGCCAACCCGAAAGAGAACAGAAAGGAAAGUCGGCUCCUGAUAAGCGACUCAAUAUCUUCCCAUCGCAUCAUCCAACAGGUUGAAGGACAUAUUUUCCUUGCACAGCUUUACACCUUGGAGCUACAAACCUCGAAACAGUCAUCGCACGCUGAAGACUUACGCGAAAAAGCUAGAAACGCUCUCGAAGAGUCGGAAAGGCUUUGCAACAUGCAUCCUAGCCAGACACGUGGUUUAAGCCAGGAAAUUUAA